Molecule: messenger RNA, 3485 nt
Organism: Cornus florida
Lineage: Eukaryota; Viridiplantae; Streptophyta; Magnoliopsida; Cornales; Cornaceae
Exons: 4
Coding region: 226-3102 (958 amino acids)
Biological process (GO): spliceosomal snRNP assembly
Cellular component (GO): SMN complex; nucleus
Source: RefSeq, a predicted model, not a curated record
UAUCUACUUUUGAUAGGUAUAUAAUGGAAUAAAAAAAGGAUUUAUUUUUAUCAAAAGAGAAACAGAAAAUUAAAAAAAAAAAACAGAAGAAAUAACCCACACCACUCUAUAAAAACCCCCCAUUACCAUAAUCAUAAUUCAUAAACCCUCUCUCGCUCUCUCUCCCCCUCACUUCAAAGUCCCAAACUGAAGGCUCUUUCUCUCUCUCUAGAAAUUGAUAGGGUCAUGGAGAACGAUUUCGAUUCCGAUACUUGUUUAGGGUCCAAACGAAGAAUCUCAGAACUCGACUCUGAGAUCGAAGGAGGCACUCAACGCAUCGUUGAUGAGCAACCCUCCGAUUUUCUCUCUCUAGAACAACCAUCGUCUGCCAUCGGUUCUUCAACGAAAGACGACGAAGAAUCUCUCCGAAGCAGUUCUGAUUUCGCCUCCGAAUCUUGCAAUGGCCUCCCGAAGAAGGCCAAGUGUUCUUCGUCUGAUGAAUCUGAGACCUCCGCUGCUGUUCAAGAGAAGCAAGAAACGGUUCAUGACGUCUUGGCUUUGGUCUCUGAAGGUGUGAAAGUGAAUCAAGAAAUCGAUGAAGACAAUUUGGGUACUGUUAACGAUGUCGUUUCGAAGGUCAAUGGUCAUGAAGGUCGGUUGGUGAAUGAAAAAGACAGAGAUUUGGGCAAGUGUGAAUUGGGUUUUUCUGGUACUCGAGAACUUGAUGAAGUCCAUAAGAGUUCAAGUUCAUCGUCUUGUGUCUUCACAGCCAGUGAAGAUCAGAUGGACUCUGUUGUUCGGCAUUGCAACACAGGUUUGGUCACUUCUUGUACUGCUUUUGAUGAAAAUGAAUCUGAACUGUUCUUGAGAAACAAAGAAAAGCAGUCUUUUGUGAAUGAAAAAGACAUAGAUUUGGCCAGGUCUGAAUUGGGUUUUUCUGGAACCCAAGAACUUGAUGAAGUCCAGAAGAGUUCAAGUUCAAGAUCGUCUUGGGUCUUCACAGCCGUUGAAGAUCAGAUGGACUUUGUUGUUCAUGAUAGCAACGAAGGUUUGGUCACUUCUUGUACUGCUUUUGAUGAAAAUGAAUCCGAACUGUUCUUGAGAAACAAAGAACAGUGUUUGGUGAAUGAAACAGACAGAGAUUUGGCCAGGUCUGAAAUGGGUUUUUCUGGAACUCAAGAACUUGAUGAAGUCCAGAAGAGUUCUGUUACAAGAUCGUCUUGCGUCUUCACAGCCAUUGAAGAUCAGAUGGACUCUGCUGUUGAGAAUAGCAACAAAGGUUUGGUCACUUCUUGUACUGCUUUCGACGAAAUUGACUUUGAACUGUUCUUGAGAAACAAAGAAAAGCAGUGUUUGGUUGAACCUGAAGUAGAAAUCUUGUCUGAUGCUAAGAACCAUGUUCUAAAGCCUACCGAUUCUGAGAGUUCAAGAACAGUCGUGGAUGUUACUAUGAGGAUCAAAGAAGAUUUUGAACAUUCUUUAAAUGAAGAGCCUGGAACUGAGAAAAUAGCAGAUACUGAUGAAAAGGGAAAGAGUUGUCAAGAAACACAGCAAAUUGGGCAGAAUGAGAAGUUAGCUGGUCUGAACGGAAUUGGAGGGGCUCUUAAUCGUUCAUUGAAGAUCGAAGUAAUUGAUGAAACAGCGGUUAUAGAGACUGUUCCUGCUUCUAAGGUUGGACUUGGCUGUGGAAAGGAGAAAAGAUUUAUGGGUUUGACCAAUCAUUCUGAGAGGAGUGGAAACAAGAAAAAUAUGAAGGAAGAAGCUGAUGAAAGGAAGGAGAAACGGUCCAGAAGAAAGGGGAAAGCGGGGAAGAAGGCUUCAGGGGCCAAUGAAAAGGAAAAGAUUUUGACACCGAUUGCUGAAGCUCGAAUUGCCUGUGAAAUUAAGAGUGGCAAAGCCAAGAGAGCUUACUCAAAGAAGCAAAUGGAGUCCCUGAGGUUUGUAGAUGUAGAAGCUCAACGGAAGAAGUGGAUGGAGGUAUACUGUGGGCUUGGACCUUCUGUGGCGAGGGAGUAUGAUUCCCUGGUUGAGUGUAAUCAUCAGAAGCACAUCCACGUGAACUUUGAUCCUCGGAGACAAUUUGGGAAGAAGGCAGAGGGCUCUGGAAUUUGCAGUGAAGAGUGUUCCCAAAAUGGGGAUAAUGAAAUUGAAAACAUGAACCCCCGGGAUCCUGCUUGUGGUCUUUGCGUGAGUGAUUUAGAUGGCUGCACUGCUGUAGAGGGAGAGUGUAGUGAAGAUGAAAACAGUGAUGAAGAUUACAGUAGCAUUCAGCGACCUGCUUUCUUUGUUACAGGAAAGCCCAAUUUUGAUUCUGGGCCUCCAGAAGAUGGAUUUGAGUAUCUUAGGCGUGUAAGGUGGGAAGCUGCACACAUUCCCAAGGUGAAGGUUGCCAAGCUUGAAAGAAAGAAAUUAGACAAAGAACAGACUGUUUAUAUGCCCGAAAUUCCCGAUAUUGCAAAAUGCCCAGAGCACUUACUGCCACUGAAACAGUGGGAGGAUGGAUUUCUUGCUGAUUUUUCAGAGCUAAGGCUGGUUCUGUCACGUUACGAGGGUUCUUGCGCUAAAAUUUCUGAUAAGGUGCAAUCAUUGUCCAUUGUUCAUGAUGAAGAAAACUCACAGCAGCUUCCUGACAGUAUGAUUCUUGAAAAUUUUGAUAAUUUAACCAGCGACAGAGUUGACUCCUGUCAAGCUCUUGACUGCUCCGUUCCUGAAUGCCUUAGUGACCCUCUAUUGCUCUCAAAUGCUGAUGAAAAUGAUACCUCCUCCUCUCACACUCCUGAAAAUUCCAGUCAUAAGUCUAUUCCCGAUGGAUGUUCCAGCAACAGUCCUACCUUGUCUGCGAUUCUAAGGAUGGACUCGGUAGCUCGAAUUUCAAUGUUGAGAAGACGCAUUAACGCAUUAAUGACAAUGAGCUCUCUGUCAAGGAAUGAUUGUGCAUGGCUAUAUGCUCUGUGUGCAGCAGUAGACACUCCACUAGAUGGAGACACAUCUGCAGCCCUUCGUUGUCUACUCAGGAAGUCUGCAAGCUUACGAGCUGAGAAGUCUGAACUGGACGAUGAAGUUAUAAUGCUUAAUAUUCUGGCAACAAUCUCGGGCAGGUACUUUGGGCAGUCAGAUAACUGAAGGUUUUCAUUGCAUCAAAUAACUUCAAGGACAAUGGACGGAUUAUUUUGCAGUUUUCCCUGUUAUGUUUGUGCCGGAGUGAUGAACACGUUCUAGGCUUCAAUGUGCAGUCACUCGUGUUUUUGGAAGUGGUUCUGAAUGAACAUGUUUGAUAUUGGAACAUUUCAGAUUGCAAAGAAGUCUACACUCUAUAGUAUGGUCAUGUAAGCAGGUCUCCUCAGAGGCCUUUUAUUUACGAAGGUUUUUCUUAUAAUUUCUAAUUAAGUAUUACCUGCCUUCCAAGAUGUACCUUGAUGUGUGGUUUUCUAGGACUAUAAAAUGUCUGUAAUGUACAUUACUUCUGGAAGGACCUUUUUGUCAUUAUCAGGAACGUUUUCAUCAUA